Molecule: messenger RNA, 1740 nt
Organism: Orbicella faveolata
Lineage: Eukaryota; Metazoa; Cnidaria; Anthozoa; Scleractinia; Merulinidae
Source: RefSeq, a predicted model, not a curated record
CGCUGUUGUGGUGUGUCUGUCAGCUUUUUCAUGUCGACAUAAUUAAUAGUCCUGUGAAAAAAGAAUAGCCACUUCCCUAAUAAACAAAUCGAUGAACAGCUGUAUGUACCUCAUCACAAACAACAGCAACAAUACAUUUCGGUGGAACUCCUUCGUGAACAUGACCCUCAAUUUCUCAUCCCCGGUCAAGAAUUCGGAGCUUCCAUACAACAAUGCACAUUCAAUGUUUUCAACAUUCUUAUCACUCGUUUUGCUUUCCUUAUUUAACUAGCGCAUAAGCACAAGCAUAAGCAUAAGCACAAACACUCGCAUAAGCAAGUGAGAACACCCACGACAUAAGCAUAAGCAUAAGCACAAGAUAUGCUUAUGCUUAUGUUAUGCUUAUGUCGUAGUGCGAACGCGAGUGAAAUAAGCAUAAGCAUAAGGGUAAGGUGGUCAACCAAUCAUCGCUCACUUUGACCAAUACCUCCUCGAGAAACUAUCCCCAAACAAAAUGGCGGAUUCAAAUCGCUUUGACAUCACGGCAAAUGCAGAGCUGUCAGUAGAUGAACUUCUCUUCGAGGCGGUGAGACAAUACCCGGUUUUGUAUGAUAAAGCAAGUAAAGAUUUUAAAGACCGCAACAAAAAGGAGCUAGCAUGGCAAGACGUCGCGGGGAAGACUGGUUUUCCCUCGGGUAAAGAUGCAGAAACUGCUUUCAAAAACCUAAGGAACAGAUACUCAAGAGACAAGAAGAAAGUACAAAAUGUCAAAGUCAGUGGAACGGAUACACAAUCUGUCACAGAUGCCAAAAGUGAAACAAGCGACAUGUACAUGUUUUUGGCCUGGCUGGAUCCAUAUGUUCAACCCCGUCGCUCUUCAAGUAAUCUUAUAGUGAUAAACGAAACCUCACAAGUAGAUGAUGCUGAUAAUGAAGAUGAAGGUACAUGCACUCCAGUAGACAGCAGCUCUGGUAGAAGCAUCACCCCAGACCCUAGCUUUGAGCCAAAGUCAUUAAAGUCAAAAGUAACUGGUCGGCCAAAAUACCUGCAUGCCAAACGUCCUAGAAUAAAUAAUGAAGCUAUUGAAGGAGCUGAAACAGAUUUUCUCAAAUCUAUUGGAAAUCACCUUGUAAGUAGAGACAGUCAGAGAGAACAAAAAGAUGAAGAAUGCCUUUUUGGAGAACUUAUUGCUGCCCAACUGAGAAAGAUGUCAACACAAGAAAGACUAACAACCAAGAUGGAAAUAAACAAUUUGAUUUUUUUCCCGCUUAUUAAAGAGUAAUUCUCAAGAUGUUAAUACUGUUAGCUAUGUAGCUUCUAGGUACCCUGAAACUGCUAGCAGAAGUUUCAUGUAAUGUAGAGGCUGGGUAAUGUAGAGGCUGUUUCAACAUAUCCCCCAGGUUACUUCUUCCAGCAACGUCGACACGAGGGGUUAUAAAUGCUAAGAGUAUCAACCCUACUUAGUUAUGUAUUGGUAGUUGAAACAAGGCAUAAUUGUCUGGUGUGUUGUAAGGUCAACAUUAUUUUAUUGUUAUGACCAAAUUAUUUAAAGUAUUGAAAUCAUUAUUGUACAAGUUUUAGUUAUAGAUUAUGUUACAAAAUAAUUAUAAAUUGAGAGUUACAGUAUGUUCUUGUUAAGCAAACAGUUUUGGAACGUAUUCCCUUUUCACAUGGGUGUUGUAAUAAACAAAAAGGUUGUGUUGUUCAAUGUUGUGGUCACUACUUUUGAAAGCAUUUAACCAGUUUCUGACUGUGAUAAUC